Psylliodes chrysocephalus is the source of this 921-nucleotide messenger RNA. The record is from the annotation of a GenBank genome assembly. Lineage: Eukaryota; Metazoa; Arthropoda; Insecta; Coleoptera; Chrysomelidae.
AUGGGAUUUUUACUAGAUCAGAAGGGGCCUAAAAAAAUGAUUAUUGGAGACAUUGAUGUAAAGGAAACCUCAAAGCUGAUAAAUAAGGGCAGCAGAAUGGACAAAUUUAUGCAAAGAAAAGAACUAGAACAAUCCGUCCAACAUGCAAGCAACAUUAAUUUAUCAAGAAAGCGAAAGCCAGAAACUGAUAUCAAGAUAGAUCAUGAAUUGCCUUCCACUUCCUAUGACAGUAUCAAUACAGAUAUGCAGUGUACACAAAAUUACGUCAAACUUCCCACCUUGGCCAAAGUUUGUGACCGCUAUGGAUUAUCGGAUAGAUCUGCAGCAGCAGUGGUAACUUCAGUGCUACAUGACCUUGGAAUUGUUUCCGAUGUCAAUACAAAAAACGUAAUAAACAGAAGAGCAACUCGCUCUGAUACAGAGUAUGUUCCCAGUAAUAUAAAUUUGAACACUAUUAAUAAAAAUUUAGCAACCCAACAAAAUCAGGAGUUAGUUAAUACUCAAAUGAGUUCAAUGUUUUAUAGAGAGAAUAACGAAGAACUACAGAAAACUGUAUUAUUAGAUGUUCAAAAUAAGGAAAAUAUAUUGAAAAAAGAAUAUUAUUACAUUGACGAAAAUUUUGAUUUAAAACCAAUUGAUAGUCAAACUGAUUUUAAUCCUUUGCAGGAGUUUGCAAACAAGAAACAGAAGAAAAAGGAGAAGAAGAAAAAGAAGAAGAGGAAGAAGAAGAGGAAGAAGAAAAAGAAAAAGAAGAAAAAGAAGAAAAAGAAAGAAGAAAAGGAAGAAGAAAAAGAAGAAGACGAAAAACAAGAAGAAGACGAAGAAGACGAAGAAGAAGAAAAAGAAGAAAAAGAAGAAGAAGAAGAAAAAGAAGAAGAAAAAGAAGAAGAAAAAGAAGUAGAAGAAGAAGAGGAAAAAUAA